Nothobranchius furzeri (turquoise killifish) is the source of this 4586-nucleotide messenger RNA. It is a transcript of the gene tnfsf12, whose product is annotated as TNF superfamily member 12. NCBI's taxonomy places the organism in Eukaryota, Metazoa, Chordata, Actinopteri, Cyprinodontiformes, Nothobranchiidae. Gene Ontology annotation, biological process: immune response. The record is from RefSeq and is a predicted model, not a curated record. Gene Ontology annotation, cellular component: membrane. Gene Ontology annotation, molecular function: receptor ligand activity; tumor necrosis factor receptor binding.
CGCCAGCGCCCACACACACUCCCCUCAACAGGGUUUAUGUAUGCAUCUUGUGUGAGUGUGUGCGCGCGAGUGUGUGUGAGCGAGUGGGAGACAUUACACUUGUGUGUGCUCUGCCUGUCUGCCUAAUAGACUUACCCCCCAGCUCGCCGUUUAAAGGGAAGACAAGAGAGCUGAGUCAACAAAUCGCAAGCAGAAGGAUGCAACAGUUGAUGUGCGCAAGCUGCACACUUUUCUGCCAUUUGUGUGCACACACGCACACACCCCGGAGGACGGUGAUCUGUGGGGAUGUUGGGUUGCUCCGAGUCCGAGUCAUUCUGUGAGAUUUCAAUCCGAUCAUUAAAACAGCAGAUCUGCAGUUUUACCAGGAUCCUGUCCGCCUUUCUCCCUUGCACCUAAAAAUGGACAUCUGGAGUGGAACGCAUUCGCAGGGACUUCAUGCUCUGCAGGAAUGGAGUUAGUGUGUGAAUUUCUGAUGGUCUGCGGCGGUGAAUGGUAGCCUGUGAAGGCGGAGUGCAGCCCAAUAUGCAUCGGAUUCUGCAGAGGAGGAGAGUGCGCAAGCUGCGGGUCGUCUGGGCUUCUCUGGCGCUGGUGGCUCUGGCCCUGGCCGCAUGCAGCGCACUGUUCACGGCGUGGACUUGGCGACAGACGCGGGACUUGUCUCAGUCCUUCCAGGUCCUGCAGGAUAGACUUGAGCAGGUCAACACACAGAGGAAGGCCAUUGUUCAGCUCAUCCUGGAGAAGAGAGAGCUGCUACUGGAGCGAGUGAAGAGAGACGGGGGAACGGCGCGAGGGAGAAGUGUAAAUGGAAGGAAGGCGGCGUCUCAUUUUGAGAUAACCCAACUCUCCUCUCAGCAAGUGGGAGAAGGUGGUGUGAUAAAAGGCUGGGAGGAGAGGACGUUGAAUAUGAGUAAAGCCGUGAGGUACAACAAGGAGCAAGGUACCUUCACUGUGGAGAGGACAGGUGUCUACUUCCUGUUCUGUCAGGUGUUGUUCAACGAGCAGCAGUCUCAGUAUGUGAAGCUGGACGUGGUGACCAAUGGCCUGAGACCCCAGAAGCUGCAGUGUAUGGAGGGCUACGGGACCACUCCUUCUGCAGGACCGCACGCUUUCCACUUUGUGAAGCCGUGUCAGGUCUCUGGCCUGCUGCGGCUGGACAAAAACACGGAGCUGCAGGCCAUCACAGGCCCGUCUUUUAGUCUUCAUCCAGUCGCCAAUCAUGUCUUCAGCAUCUUCAAAGUCAACUGAAGCUCAGUGCUCCCCUGAUCUGUGCUGGAAACUUUUCUCAAGUACACUGACUUAUCAGAAAGACACCAGAAUGCUUUUUUGUUGUUUUGUUUCAUUUGCAUGGAUGAUGGCUUUUUUUCUACGUGGGGAAUUGUCACAAGGAAUUACAGAAUGCUGCAAUUUUUUUUUUCCCAGUAAUUCCCACAUUUGUUCAUCUGAAAAACAAACCUGACAUUUGUGGAAGCUGUUGUGGAACUCUUCUCUGGACUGCGGGUCUGUUUGGGAAUGCAGUUCUGGAUUUAAACCAAGACCCACAGUGAACAAAGUUCCUUGAUGAAUUCUUGCAGAGAAAACAGAUGUGAUGGAAGCUGCUCUGUAAAUUAAAGAGAUUCACAGAAAAAGAAAGUUCCUCAGAUGUUUUAGCCUUUGUAUAAUGCAAUAAAGUCUGCCUACACUCGUUAUAAAACUGACAAGUUAAAGCUGUGCAUGCAUCUUCCACAGCUACGAACAUCUCGACACUAUAACAUCUCACUCUGGCUGGAAUAAUGUUGCAUUUGUGUGCAGGGGAAGACUUUGUACUGAUUUUAUGAUCGUGACAAUGCAAUGUAUCUAUGUGAAUUUAAUGCAAACUAUUUUUCCCUUCAAAUAUUUUGUACAUAAGUCCAGACAUUUUACAGAAUAUGCAUCAAGUAAGGAGCUGUUCCAGAAAGUGGAGUGUUUUAAGUAACGUGGAUGUGAAUUUAUUAUUUUUCUACGGUCAAAUGAUUGUAUGGUACAAAAGUCAAGGCGCAAGGUAUUAAUGGCAAAGUAUAAAACUUUAAAUACACCUUUGUCUGCUUUGCCAGAGCUGUUUCUUGUCCAUUUGAUGAUCUAAUGCAAAUCAAUAAUUAUUAAAGUGACAGUGUGUAGUUUCCUGGUGCCAGGUGGCAGUACAUGUUUACAUUUCAGGGUAGUUUUACACCAUAUCAUCAGUAGUUUAAAAAACAUUAUGUUAAAUGUUGUUACCUGUGGAGCAGAAGGCAUGCAACCUUGGCGUGACUCCUCAGAUUACGAUGGUCCUUCGGUUAAUUCCAUUGAGAGAAUGCAAUACCGAUUGUUGUUCUCUGGUGCUGUAGUUUCCAGAUCUGCUUGGGGUCCUGCGUCUGCUGAUGACAUUGUACUACGGCAACACCUCUAGGUCAAAAUAUAUUGCAACUCUUUUUCAAUUUUGUUCUUUCAUCUAUGUUUUGGAAAGAGUUUAGCAGUUUUGUUAUUAAAUUAAUGUUUCUAACUGCCUAAAUGUAUUCAUACGUGAUAUCGUCCUUAAGUCGUACGUCCAGCCAAUCAUCUAGUGUGACGCCAUCAACAGGCGCAGGACCUCGAGCCGACCUGAAGGGAACAUUGCGACUAAUAUGGCGUCUUGCAAUGGCACUAGACCCACAACCCAUGUGCUUUAGACCCAAUUUUUAUGGUUAUAUGUUAUGAAGCUGCCAAUAUUUUCCAACAACCUGACAGCUUUUGAUUCAUUUUUAACAACAUUUUGAUGGAUAUGUUCAAAUAUUAAUGGUAAAAGUACACAUUGUCACUUUAGGGUGCACAAUAUAUAAUUUGUCACAAUAUCUGAUGGGGUGAUAAACUAGCACUUAUUAAGCAAUUGCCACUAGUUUUUGGUCUGGUACCAAUUAAACUGAAUUAUUUUGUUUAACUUUACCUUUACUAAUAUCUUCUGAAGUUAAAUGCACUUGAAAAAUCUGCUAAUUUUAUUUUUAUCUAGCCAAAUUGUAUGUUUUUAUCCUAGAUUUCCAAGUCAGAGGAUUGUUACUCUGCUACAAAUCUCAAACAAUUCAAUUGUAGGUUCACUUAAAAAACAUUUGUCACCCCAUACGGACAAUGCCAAUAGGAAGUCUAAGUCUUCUCCCUUUCCAGUCGGCUCAUGGGUCCCCGGAAGAACGGAAAAAUGAAUGCAAGUCAACGGGGCUAAAAGAGCCAUUUUCUAAUCUGCUUUGCCUUACACCCUGGAUCGCACAUAUGUUGUACUUCGAUUUAAAUGAAAAGUAAUGAUGUUUGUUUCGACCACGCCUUUCAUGUACUUUGAGAUUUAUCGUCUUGUAAAAGUUUGUAAUUAGCAUGACUACACACCAGAAAUCGGCACGUCGCAUAUGUGACGUCACCACAGAAUCUCCUCUCCCCUAGCGUAGCUGCUACUUACCACAUGACCAGAUUUAUGGUGGUUCUUUCCUCCUGAAGGAAAUAUUUAAAGUUUGCUGAACUUACAGCCAUUUUCCCUUUGCUUUCCUCCGUGUCUGAAUAAAAUAGAAUAGUCUUUAUUGAUCCCACAGUGGGGAAAUUCACUUGUUACGGCAGCACCAACACUUUAGAAUAAUAUGAAGAAAAAUAAUAACAAAGGUACAUAGGCAGUAGGUUAGUAUUGUAUCCUUCGACCACAAAAAUCAUGAAUAAAAAAUUCACUUGGGUUCCAGAACUAUGCAGCAUACUGGACGCAGACAUACUGUGUAAAUCUGGUAUUGCACAAAUAUUGAACACAUACCGAGUAUUGCAUUGAUGUUAUUGUGUAACAGGAUAAUGCCAGUACUAGUUAAACUGAGGAGUUAAACACUCUAGUUUGGUGACGUCAAUUUGGUGUUGCCCAUUUGUAGUCUUGGAUGUGUUUUCACCAAAAACCUAAAAUAAUGUCUUCUUCAGCGCUCUGAAGCAAGCACUGAAGAAGACUGCAGGAGUAGUCAAAACCUCAGCAGAAUGAAGGUAAAACAACCCUUUUCUGAGUUAAAAAAAAGAACCAAGUAAUACAGGACACAUUUAUGUUCUCAGACAUGUACUGGUGUUCUUCUAAGCUAAUCUGUAGUCUUACGCUACAGACUCCCUCUAUGAAAGCAGCUUUAUUUUCUGCAGGCAGACCAUGACUCAGCAUUUGAUACUUCUCAUCUGGUCACAGCUCGUGUCUGUUUGGGUUGGUCUAUUAAGAAAUAAAAACAAUCUGCACAAUAAUCAGUCCUCUGACUAUUUGAUGCAUAAAACUGUAUUUUAGUGCUAAUUUAACGUUUAAGCAUGCUAAUUCAUCCUUAAAGUUGGUUAAUGCUAUUUGUGACUUAUGGGCCACUCAGACGUAAGCAUAUAGGCCGGGUCUACCCUACGUUACAUUUAAUUUAUCCACAUCAGACACAAAGCGUUUACCUCCAUGGUUUGCAAACAACAAACAGAAUCUAACUAAGUUUAAAGUUUUCAAGGUUGAACAUCAAACGGAACAUGAAAAUUAAUAUUCAUGUUUAAACUAUUAUAAACAAUUCCAUGAAAACAUAAAGCCCUGACAUUUGUUUGUAAUUAUUAUUAUUAUUUUUUGUAAAUAAAAGUUUUUUCUAUGUCUC